Staurois parvus is the source of this 7996-nucleotide messenger RNA. The record is from the annotation of a GenBank genome assembly. NCBI's taxonomy places the organism in Eukaryota, Metazoa, Chordata, Amphibia, Anura, Ranidae.
AGGCGCAGGAUGCUCUGAAGAAGUUUGCAGCAAAUGUGACAACAGCCAGUGUGAAAGAACGCAGACAAAUUCUCAGUGAAUUAAAAGCAUGCAUUUCUACAAGAGAUCUGCCAGAAGCUGCUGUGAAAGGUCUCUGCAGAUUAUUCUGCCUAACAUUGCAUCGAUACAGAGAUGCAGCAUCCCGUCGAGCUCUGCAAUCUGUCAUCCAGCAGCUGGUGGAGUCCCAGCCAGAUGUAACAGCUAAAAAUCUGCUACAGUCACUCCAGGCAUUUGGGGUGGGAAACAAAAGUGUAGAACCCAGCAAAAGCAGUGGUUCUGCAGCAACCUUAGCCUUGGCAUGGACUUGUGUUGUUUCCAGGGUUGUGUUUUCUGUCCCCGAGAAACAACAGGGGGAAACGUGGAAUAAACUGGUGGAGUGCCAGUCAUUUCUAUUGAUGGAAAUUAUUGGAGGCUCACAUCGACAUGCUGUUCAGGGGUCUUCAAAAAGGAUAAGCACAUUGUGGAAGGAGAAUGCUGGUCUAGUGGAAAAAUACCUUGAUGCAAUAUUUAGCCUUGAGCCCAAUCAGAAUGUUGCUGGCAUUCUUGGUCUUGCUGUACAGUUCUGCGUGAAGCAGAACAAGAUGGAUAUUCUCAAAAAGUACAGGAGUAAACUUAUUGAUUUCUAUGUGAAGACGGUUCUCAUGAGUAAAGUGAAACCUUCUAAAUAUAUACUGGAGAGUUGCACACCUCUACUUCAGCAUGUUACUCAUGAUGAAUUUAAAGAACAAAUUUUGCCCAUGUUGCAAAAAUCACUUCUUCGUAGCCCUGAAAAUGUGAUUGAAACCAUUUCUUCACUGUUUGCAUUUGUGACCAUAGACCUGAGCCAGUAUGCCCUGGAGCUUGGGAAAUGCUUGGCUGGACAAUUGAAGUCUAAUAACUCCCAGCUGAUGGAUGGAGCAGUAGUUGCAUUGCAGAACCUGGCACAUCAGUGUAGCGACCCAGCUGCGGUGGAGGCAUUGGGGAAACACUUGUUUGCUAUCUUGGGAGGUUCAGAAGGAAAACUCACAGCUGUUGCACAGAAAAUGAGUGUUCUCUCAGGGAUUGGCAGCCUAAGUCACCAUGGAAUUUCUGGACCAUCAAGCCAAGAAUUAAGCAGGACUGUGUCUGAGUUGUUUAUAUAUCCCUUUUCUUCAGCAGGAAGUUCAUGAAGGAACUCUUAUUCAUGCUGUGGCUGUGCUUACUCAGUGGUGUCAAAAAUUCACUACAGAGGUCCCCAAGAAGCUAAUAGAAUGGUUUCAGAAAGCUGCCGCUCUCAAGACCAGCACUUCAGGUGUUAGGCAUUCAUAUUUCCAGUGUAUGUUGGUGUCAUUUAGAGGUGAUACAUUGGGCCAAGCUCUAGUGCUCUUGCCUCUUUUGAUCCAGACCGUAGAAAAGGCUGCAUCACAGACUGCACAGAUAUCAUUCUUAACAGAAGCCCUUGCUGCUGCUGUCCUUGUUUGCAGAUUGUCUAUCAUUGAAACACAGAUUGAAAGCAAGCUAAUCAACUUUUGGCAAUUGCUGUCAGAUGAGAAGAAGCAGAUUUUCACCUCUGAUAAAUUUCUUUCCUCAGCAAGUGAAGAUUCCCUUACAACCUUGCUACAACUGUGUGAGAGACUCUUACUUGACCACAUCCAUAGGCUUCCAGAUAACCGGGCUCAGCCAUAUUACCACGCUUUGAUUACUGUUCUGCUCACUCGCUCAUGGAAAGUACGUAGGCAGUGUCAGCAGACCAUCAGAAAGUUGCUGGCAUCUCUGGGUGGCAGUAAGCUGUUGCAUGGCCUUUUGACAGAAAUGAGAACUGUGCUAAAUUCAAACAAGCUGAUACUAAUGGAUAGUGCACUAACUGAAUUUGAAGAAGUGGCAGAGCAAGGAAAGCCUCAUAUAUCUCCAAGAAUCGUACAAGAGGCAAUCUGUGUCCUCACUUGUGUGCCAGGGCUAGAAGCUGACUCAGUGGAAGCAUUAAAUCUGGCCCAGGAGCUUCUAGUUUUAGCAAAUCAUCCCUUAGUUGCAUCUACUUAUCCAGACCUUUGGGUGGAUCUUCUGCACAAAAUGAAGAUCGACCCUGCUGAGUUUAUUAACAAGCACUUUGAUGAUUUUUUACCAGUAAUCACUUCCAACGCAUCUAAUGAUCAAGCAGUCCUGAAUGCAGCUGGUACUUUGGCUCGCAUAUCUUCCCACAAAGUUCUUCCUCAGUUAGUUGGAGUCAUAACUGAAUCUCUGCAGAAUUCAGCCUUGUCUCAAGUCACCAGAGAGGAAUAUGCCAUUAUGCAAACUCCUGAUGGGGAGCUGUAUGACAAAUCUAUUCUGCAAAGUGCCCAACAAGAUAGUUUAAAAAAGGCCAACAUGAAGAGGGAGAAUAAGGCCUAUUCUUUCAAGGAGCAGAUCAUUGAAUUGGAGCUCAAAGAGGAGAUUAAGAAGAAGAAAGGGUUAAAAGAAGAGGUUCAGCUAACAAGUAAACAGAAGGAAAUGCUACAGGCACAGAUGGAAAAAGAGAGUCUGAUCCGAAAGAAGAUGCUGCAGUUGGACACAGAGUUGGAAAACAGUAUUCGACUUCUGGACUGUAUAGUACAACAGAGUCCUCCUGGUCUUUCUCAGCACAUUCCUGUUCUGACUAGCUGCUUUAUGCCGUUGUUGAAGUCUCCAUUAGCUGCUGCUCGAAUCCAUGGUCCAUUUGUGCAGUUUGCUGCUUGUGUCAUGCCAGCCCAUUUGAAAUCAUUUGGAAAAUUGGCUGCUUACAUAACUCUUCGCUUGUUGAAGCCAGAAUGUAACUUGGAUGCUGCCUGGUGUCAGGAAGAGCUGCCAAUAGCUGUGAAGAGAGCAAUAAAUCUCUCUUACAUUCUUACACAGUGCCCAAACGCAAGGAAGACCCAGGGGCAUCUCCUUUAUCAGCACCAGCAUUUUCCUUUGUCUUCCCUUUUUUGAAAAUGGUAUUAUUGGAAACAAGCAAUAACAGUGAAGAAACUGAAGAGCUGCUCGUGCAGACCUUGCAGAUAAUCACUGUUCAUUCCCAGCUAAGAGCCUCCAAGGCACAUAUUGAGUUUAUGGAUGAGGAUGGGCCAGAAUUCCUGCCCCGUGCAGAUAUGCUACUCUUGUUGACUAAGGUGAUAGGAACAGCCUGUCCAAGAUUGCAGAUCUUGGCUUCCAAUGCACUUACAUCAUUAUGCACAAGCAGCGGAGGAGGAGAAGGCUGCACAUAUGCAGAGCAGGAAGAAGUCGAUGUUUUACUUCAAGCUUUGCAGUCGUCUUGCUCAAAUGUGCGAGAUGCUGCCUUGAGGGGACUAAUGGAACUUAAGAUGGUUUUGCCAACACCAGAAACUGAUGAUAAAAACGGAUUGGCCUUGUUGCACAGGCUUUGGGUGGUGAAAUUUGAUGUGGAGGCUGAAAUAAAAAGACAAGCUGAAGGGUUUUGGGAAUCGCUUGACUUGGAAUUGCAACCAGACCUAUGUCCUUUGCUUAUUAAAGAUGUUAUUCAUCAUGAAGAAGCAGUGAGGCAGGCAGGGGCUGCAGCACUCUCUCAUGCUGUGGCAGAAUAUCGAAAUCAAGCCACAGAGGUCCUGAAAAAACUGGUGGAAUUGUACCAUGAGAAGCUUUACAGACCACCACCUGUUCUUGAUGCUUUGGGACGAGUAAUAUCAGAAUCUCCUCCUGACCAAUUUGAAGCAAGGUGUGGCCUAGCUUUGGCAUUAAACCAGCUUGCUCAGUAUCUUGACAGCUCUCAAGUUAAACCGCUUUUCCAGUUCUUUGUCCCUGAUGCCCUUAAUGAUCGUCACCCUGAUGUCAGAAAAUGUAUGCUGGAUGCUGCUUUGUCUGCACUGAAUACACAUGGAAAGGACUGUGUUGGCUCUUUACUACCAGUGUUUGAAGAAUUCCUGAAGAAUGCACCAAAUGAUGCUAGCUAUGAUGCUGUUCGUCAGAGUGUUGUCAUUCUCAUGGGCUCCUUGGCCAAACACUUGGACAAAAGUGAUCCUAAAGUUAAACCUAUUGUGGGCAAACUUAUAGCAGCGCUCUCAACGCCAUCACAACAGGUUCAGGAAUCAGUUGCCAGCUGUCUGCCUCCCCUGGUGCCAGCAAUUAAGGAUGAUGCCGGUAGUAUGAUCCAAAAGCUAAUGGCCCUUCUUCUAGAAUCCGAUAAAUAUGCAGAACGAAAAGGAGCUGCCUAUGGUUUGGCCGGGCUAGUGAAGGGUUUGGGAAUUCUUUCCCUGAAACAGCAGGAGAUGAUGACAACCCUGACAGAAGCGAUUCAAGAUAAAAAAAACUUCCGACGUAGGGAAGGGGCCCUCUUUGCGUUCGAGAUGCUUUGUAAUAUGUUAGGAAAGUUAUUUGAGCCAUAUGUGGUUCAUGUAUUACCUCAUCUUUUGCUGUGCUUUGGUGAUGGAAACCAAUAUGUGCGAGAGGCAGCAGAUGAAUGUGCCAAGGCAGUAAUGAGUAAUCUCAGUGCUCACGGUGUAAAGCUUGUAUUGCCAUCCCUUCUGGUGGCUCUUGAGGAGGAAUCCUGGAGAACUAAAGCGGGAUCUGUGGAGCUUUUAGGAGCUAUGGCUUACUGUGCUCCAAAACAGCUAUCCUCUUGUCUCCCUAGUAUUGUGCCCAAGCUCACUGAAGUGCUUACAGACUCCCACGUAAAAGUUCAAAAAGCUGGGCAGCAGGCCCUUCGUCAGAUUGGCUCUGUAAUUCGGAAUCCAGAGAUCUUGGCUAUCUGUCCUGUGUUACUUGAUGCACUUACGGACCCCUCAAGAAUGACACAGAAGUGCCUACAAACAUUAUUGGACACCAAGUUUGUUCAUUUCAUUGAUGCUCCUUCUCUUGCCUUAAUUAUGCCUAUAGUACAGCGGGCAUUCCAAGAUAGAUCUACGGACACUAGGAAAAUGGCAGCACAGAUUAUUGGAAACAUGUACUCUCUAACUGACCAGAAGGACCUGGCUCCUUACCUCCCAAGUAUCAUACCAGGACUCAAGGCAUCCCUUAUAGACCCUGUUCCUGAAGUUCGUACUGUGUCUGCUAAGGCCUUGGGUGCUAUGGUGAAAGGGACAGGGGAGUCUUGUUUCCAAGAUUUGCUGCCAUGGCUGAUGGAUACUCUAGCAUCCGACUUCAGCUCGGUGGAUCGCUCUGGUGCUGCACAAGGUCUUGCAGAAGUAAUGGCUGGUUUAGGAGUUGAGAAACUAGAAAAGCUAAUGCCAGAAAUUGUAGCUACUGCCAGCAAACCAGACAUUGCGCCUCAUGUCCGUGAUGGUUACAUUAUGAUGUUCAUUUAUUUGCCAAUCACUUUCGGGGACAAAUUUACACCUUAUGUUGGUCCUAUUAUACCCUGCAUUCUAAAGGCCCUAGCAGAUGAAAAUGAGUUUGUACGUGAUACCGCACUACGUGCAGGCCAAAGAGUCAUCACCAUGUAUGCAGAGACAGCCAUUGCACUCCUCUUGCCACAACUGGAACAGGGUCUGUUUGAUGACCUUUGGAGAAUAAGGUUCAGCUCUGUUCAACUUCUAGGAGACUUGCUGUUCCAUAUAUCUGGAGUGACUGGAAAGAUGACCACGGAGACCGCCUCUGAAGAUGACAACUUUGGGACUGCACAAUCCACCAAGGCCAUCAUUUCUGCACUUGGAGCUGAAAGGAGAAACCGUGUGCUAGCUGGAUUGUACAUGGGACGCUCUGAUACACAGCUGGUGGUGCGCCAAGCUUCACUUCAUGUGUGGAAAAUAGUUGUUUCAAACACUCCUCGCACACUUAGAGAAAUUUUACCUACUCUUUUUAACUUAUUGCUGGGAUUCCUUGCUAGCACCUGUGCUGACAAGAGAACGAUUGCAGCCAGAACACUUGGGGACCUAGUCCGGAAACUUGGGGAGAAAAUUCUUCCUGAGAUCAUUCCAAUUCUGGAGGAUGGCUUGAGGUCUGACAAGAGUGACCAAAGACAGGGUGUGUGUAUUGGUUUGAGUGAGAUCAUGAAAUCGACAAGUAAAGAUGCUGUACUGUUCUUUUCUGAAUCCCUUGUACCUACAGUGAGGAAAGCUUUGUGUGAUCCCCUUGAGGAGGUUAGAGAGGCAGCCGCCAAAACCUUUGAGCAGCUGCACUCCACCAUUGGUCAUCAAGCACUGGAAGACAUUCUGCCCUAUUUACUGGGACAAUUGGAUGAUGAAGAGCUUUCAGAAUUUGCCUUGGACGGACUUAAACAGGUUAUGGCAGUGAAGAGUCGUGUUGUGCUUCCUUACCUUGUUCCAAAGCUUACAAGUCCUCCUGUGAACACUCGUGUCCUGGCCUUCCUUUCUUCAGUGGCGGGUGAUGCAUUAACAAGACAUCUGAAUGUCAUUCUACCUGCUGUAAUGACUGCACUAAAGGCACAGCUGGGAACAGAGAACGAACAGCUGGAACUUGCAAAUUGUCAAGCUGUUAUUUUGUCUGUGGAAGAUGAUGUUGGACAGAGAAUUGUAAUUGAAGAUUUGUUGGAAGCAACUCGCAGCUCUGAUGUUGGAAUGCGGCAGGCAGCUGCCAUUAUCCUAAACAUGUACUGUGCAAAGACCAAAGCUGAUUACUCAGCACAUCUUCGCGGCUUGAUGUCGGGACUGCUUCGCUUGUUCAAUGAUACAAACAGUUUGGUUUUGAAUGAAAGCUGGGAUGCCCUUAAUGCUAUCACUAAAGUAAGUGCAUUUUAACCCCUUAGUGACUGAUUGAUGACCUGCAUAGAGAUAUUCGCAUGGUGGGAAAUGAUGCCAAAGGAGAAAAUGUACCAGGAUUUUGUAUUCCAAAGAAGGGGGUGACCUCAAUUUUGCCAGUGCUAAGGGAAGGUGUUCUUACAGGGAAUCCUGAACAAAAAGAAGAGGCUACCAAGGCACUUGGCCUAGUUAUUAAGCUGACUUCUGCACAAGCCUUGCAGCCUUCUGUGAUUGGCAUCACUGGACCACUAAUCCGCAUUCUGGGUGAUAGGUUCAGCUGGAGUGUGAAGGUUGCCCUUCUAGAAACACUGAGUCUUCUUCUUGCUAAGGUUGGCAUUGCAUUAAAACCCUUUCUUCCACAACUUCAAACCACAUUUACUAAAGCUUUGCAAGACUCCAAUCGUGCUGUGCGUCUGAAGGCAGCUGAUGCCCUGGGGAAACUGAUUGUUAUCCACACAAAAGUGGAUCCACUCUUUACUGAACUUUUGAACAUAAUUCGCCAAAGUGAGGAUUCUGGUGUGAGGGAGACGAUGCUCCAAGCUGUGCGAUUCAUUAUUCAAGGUGGUGGAGGAAAAAUAGAUGCAACAAUAAGGAAGAACUAUGUCAGCAUGUUGAUUGGGAAUUUGGGACAUGAUGAGGAUGCUACACGUAUGGCAUCUGCUGGCUGCCUUGGAGAGCUCUGUGCCUUUCUUCCUGACGAAGAACUUUCUGUAGUUCUACAACAGCAUCUCUUGGCUGAUGCUACUGGAAUUGACUGGAUGGUUAGGCAUGGGCGAAGCAUGGCUCUUUCUGUGGCGAUUAAUGUAGCUUCCAGCAAGUUGUGCACACCAAAAUUCUCCAGUAACGUUGAAUCUAUGGUGUUAAAUAAUGCCACAGCAGAUAGGAUUCCUAUUGCAGUAAGUGGCAUCCGAGGAUUGGGAUACCUCAUGAAAUAUUACAUUGAAGUUGAAAAUGGAAAUAUUCCACCCAAGCUUGUGUCCCUGUUUGUAAAGUGUCUUCAGAACCCUUACAGUGAUAUUAAACUCAUUUCUGAAAAGAUGAUCUGGUGGUCCAAUAAAGAUCAUAUGCCUCCAUUAGAUCCUCAGACCAGCAAGCCAAUACUCAAGGUGCUGCUAGACAACACUAAGGACAAAAACACGAGUGUUCGAGCACACAGUGACCAGGCUAUAGUGAACCUUUUAAAAUUGAGACUGGGCACUAACCUAUUUCAGGAUAUGACUAAGAUACUGGACACAGCCAGCCUAGAUAUGCUAAAUGAAUGUCAACGCAGGUCCCUGAAGAAGCUUGCGGCUCAGCCCGACUCCGAUGAACAGAUUGAUGAAACUAUUUUGACGUGA